AUGCAUCGGCAGCUUGCCUACCCUUCCUGCGGGGAGCUGCUCGCACAGAUCAAGACCUUCCCCCGGAUACAGAAGUCUGUUCCCUUUUCGGAAGCCGGCGGACAGCCGUUGAGUACUUUUGUAUUGUUCCGCUGUCAAGAUCGACAACAGCGUCGGGGACGCAGAGUUGCGAAGGUCCAGGCCAGACUCAAGUGCAGUCUACAUCGAUCACCAGCUGUAGACCACGGGUCCUCACCAGAUUCAGUUCACGGAAGUGUCUCACGGUCUGCGUCUGCCGAGUCUGACAGGAGCUAA
Molecule: messenger RNA, 294 nt
Organism: Colletotrichum siamense
Lineage: Eukaryota; Fungi; Ascomycota; Sordariomycetes; Glomerellales; Glomerellaceae
Exons: 2
Coding region: 1-294 (97 amino acids)
Source: RefSeq, a predicted model, not a curated record